CGCAAAUUCCCGGCCCCAAGGUUAAGGGUCUAUCUACACUAUCUUACAAGACGAAUUGAACCUAGGCGGCGACUUUUACAUCUCACCCACGUUCCGCUCCCCUUGCAGCCACCACGACCACCACACGCAAGAGAACAAAAUCUCGUCUCACUCUCCGAGAUGUCUGCUUUGCAGACGGCCGCUCGACCGGAAUCGGCGCAGAAGGUGCUGUCGCUGUACCGACAGCUCCUCCGCCAGGGAAACCAGUUCGCCGCCUACAACUUUAGGGAAUACGCCAAGCGCCGCACGAGGGAUGCCUUCCGAGAGAACAAGAGUGUUGAGGACCCGCGCAGGAUCCAGGAAUUGAUGCAGAAGGGGCUGCAGGAUUUGCAGAUGCUCAAGCGCCAGACAAUGAUCAGCCAGUUCUAUCAGCAGGAUCGGCUUGUGGUAGAAGGAGGGAUAUCGGGCAAGGAUCAAGAAGGGCACGGCGAGAUCACCAGGCAGAAGGAUACCGGCUGGGACUGAGUGUGCCCCUGGCCGCGGAACCCCCGCCCCCCUCCCCCUUCUCAAUUACGCUGCGGCUGCCGCCUGGCGCCACAGUCUGUAGACUACGGAACGGCGUCUUUUUGGCACAUACGCUUUGCACUGGGUAGAUGCAAGCAUACUCGGCUUUCGCUGGAGAUGCGGCAAGCGGGUAUCUAUGGAGUUGUGGCGCUGGAAAGAGACUGACUACGCAAGAUGCCUGCCUGGCCGAGCCGCCUCAGUAUUAGCUAUAAUCGGCAGCCAUUGCAAUCAAGGGAGGAUUCGUCCCCUGCUUCAUUGGGAGACGAGGCUAUGUUAUGUAUGUACAGUGAAUCCACAAUUUCACAUGUGAGUUGGUGGAGUAUUUGGCCUUUGUGAGAUAUCGUUGUAAGCGAACCACGAUUCGCCGAGAAUGGUAACGAUACGAAUGCAUCGAAUCGCGGC
This is a messenger RNA of Canariomyces notabilis, 945 nucleotides long. RefSeq lists its product as uncharacterized. The transcript is spliced from 5 exons. Lineage: Eukaryota; Fungi; Ascomycota; Sordariomycetes; Sordariales; Chaetomiaceae. The record is from RefSeq and is a predicted model, not a curated record. Gene Ontology annotation, biological process: iron-sulfur cluster assembly. Gene Ontology annotation, cellular component: mitochondrion; L-cysteine desulfurase complex. Bases 160 to 504 code for a protein of 114 amino acids.